UUACUGAAAAAUCUUCAAAAAUGGAAGCAAAGGGUUUUAUGCUAACUUGCGCACCUCCAUUACCACCACCACCUCCAACCUUCACCAGAAGAGGAAUUCAUCUUCAUCAUCAUCGUCGUCUAGCUUCAAGUUUAACCUUGAUGACACCCAAAUUAUCUUGCAGAACAGUUUUGAGGAAGAGUAAAACCAAAGAAGAAGAAGAAUUACAGUACUUAGAGGGGCUUCCAGAAAAAUUCCAUGAUGAUGAAUGGCAAGCUGCCCAAAGAGAAAAGACUAAGGAGUUGCAAAGAUUACGCGAAGAAGAAGAUGAAGAAGAGAACAAGAAGAUUGAAGAGUAUCGUGAGAUUGGUAUGCGUUUGAAGGACUAUCCUGAUGAAGAAGUUCGAGAAGCAAGGAAAUUGGUUUCGAGUUUUAUUAGAGCUGGUGAGGAAGUAGAGGAGAAAAUAGAGGAAGCUGCUGAGAGAGGAGAGCUGACUGAGCUUGUUCUCAUGGUUGUAUGGAAUCGCCUUGAUCUUGCUCGACGUGAUGAUGAGAAAGAUGCAAUCAGAAGUCUAGACCUCUUAUACAGGAGAAUCGAGACAGAAAUUUUGAAGAGGGAAGCUACUGGGGCCAUGAGAUUGCUAAACGAUCUCUUGAAUCUUCACGAUGGAUUUGAUGAUGAAGGUUGGCUGAAGCAAUGCAGAAAGAAAAUGGUGGAUACCUUCCCAAGAGAGGAUCCGUUCAGUUUGCUUGUUCCAUCAGGGUUUGACAUAAACACGCAUCAAGGUCCAUUUAGACCGCCGCCAGAAGAUUCUGAUGACCUUUUACUGAGGAUAGACUUUGUCAGAGAGGUAGAUGCUUUAUUACAAGAAGUUCGCGCUGAACAGGAAGAGGCUGAGACUGCAGAGGGAUUUGAUGCAGAAUCCAUUGCAAGUAGAUUGAAGCAACAUGAGAAACAAAGAACUAUAAACCAAAUAGAAGCUCUACUAAAUCUAGCAGCAUCUUUGAAAUGGUAGUAGUAAUGUGAUCACUGACAGAGGUCAGGGAACAAUGUGGAUUCAAGAAGUCACCACUUAUCAGGAGUAAAUAGAUCUGCAGUAAACUGCUGGCCUGUUUUUGAAUAGUGCCUUGAUGGACCUUAGAAGAUACGAAAGAGCGCAUCGCAUGGUAGUGAAUGGAAAGUUGCUCCAUCAUGAACAAUUGUCAGAGAAGAUAUCCUCACGGUUUCAAACCCCAGCAAAUUAGUCCAUUCAAGAUAUCAAAAAAAUCCUUAUCGGCAGCACAUGGUCCAUGAAUACAGAAUUUUUUAUGUGUUGCCUGAAUUUGUAAAAGACAUCUGAACACUUGAUAGUCAAAUACUGCAAGUCACUCUUUGAAAGAGGGGCAAUACUCCUAAAGUUUUAUCUAUAUGGUUAAUUCAUUUUUCGUUUG
This is a messenger RNA of Papaver somniferum (opium poppy), 1410 nucleotides long. Its product is annotated as protein PALE CRESS, chloroplastic-like. Gene Ontology annotation, biological process: cellular response to light stimulus; chloroplast organization; leaf morphogenesis. The transcript is spliced from 7 exons. Gene Ontology annotation, cellular component: proplastid; chromoplast; chloroplast. The record is from RefSeq and is a predicted model, not a curated record. Bases 21 to 995 code for a protein of 324 amino acids. NCBI's taxonomy places the organism in Eukaryota, Viridiplantae, Streptophyta, Magnoliopsida, Ranunculales, Papaveraceae.